AUGAUAAAUGCCAAUGACAAUUUAGAAGAUGAAUUCGAUGGACUCACAAUAGAGAAACUAUCAGGCAUUAAGAGAUCCAUCUUGUAAUCUCGAGAUGUUCAUGAUUGGUUUAAGAAAAGGUGAAUUAUUAAUUGUAAUCUGCAGAUAUAAUGACAAAGUCAAAAAGAAAUAUUUGUAUUUCCCAGAAGAAAUCAAACAAUAGUUGGAAGUUAAAAAGAUCUUCUAAAAUUUCGACUAAAACAAAUCAAGUACAAGAGUUGAAUUUAAUUUAGACAAUUUGGACAUGAGCGAGUUAUAUGAGAUGUUUUAAAAAAAUGGUUUCAAAAUCACUGAAGAACAAUUGCAAAAGUUUUUCAAAAUUGUUGACAAAGACAGAGAUAGUAAUUGAUAAAUGUAAUCAAAGAUGCUUUAAAUUGGAGUGAAUUCAAAAAUUCAGCUUUCAACGAACAAGCCGCAUAAGGUAUGCACUUUCCCAUAUCCUUGUAGUCUUCUAUGAAAUCAUGAAAGAACUAAGAGAGAAUAUGGAGAAAGAAUAAAAAUUAGACAGUUCAUCUCCUGCUGGAAAAUACAUGCCCUUCACUUUCAACAACAUGAUCUCUUAUCUCAGUUAUCUGGCAAGUCGAGAUGAAUUAAAAAAAGCCAUUGAUGUUUUAAACUAUCUUUCUAUUUAUAGGAUACAUCCAUUUCCUAAUUGGAGAAGUUCAAGAAAUACAUGGAAAUGAUCAAUCUCAAUUAAACCAUAAGCGUCUAAAAGCGAAAUCAAUCAACCCCUGAAGUUGACAUCAUUCAUGAAGAAGUUGGAGAAAGCCAAAAUCUAGAUCAAGAACAAGAAUUCGUUAAGAGAAAUGAAUAAAGAUUCAACCUCUACAAAAAUUCCUGUAAAAUCCUACCCUUACAAUUAGUUUAUAAUUCUCAGAGCGCUUCCAAAAGCCCCAAAUCUUAAAAAUAACCUAAUGUGAUACAGAAGGAAUAACAAUUGAAGGUUCCUAAAAAAUUAAGAGAAAUUGAUGCUAUCGUAAGAUCACAUCAAGUCCCUGAGACUUAAAGCUUAUUUAAGUUGAAGGAAAAAACUAAUAACUCUAUCAUUAAAUUGAAGCAAGAUGUAUCUAAAUAUAUACAUUUAGCUAAAACCUAAUAUAAUAUCAAUGUAGAUGAAUUAUAAAUCGUAAAUACCACUUAUUAUUAUUAUAGUAAAGCACAAAAAAUAAACCUCCCCUAACACUGAAAAUCAGGAAUUUCGAAGAAGACUUUAAAAAUGCUUUGGCAGCACACUAGAUGUCAUAUAGUAAUUCUGAACCAUAUUUUAAAUUUAACGGAUCCUCAGUUCAAGAACAUUAAUUGCCAAUCCUUGAAGAGAAAUCAAAGACUAUUACCAAUCCAAUUUUACCUGGAGAUCAUUUGCCAAUAUCAGUUUUACAAGAAUUAAGAAAAUUUUAAAGAACAUAAUAAAAUUCAUUUAAUUCCAAUACAUUUAAGUCUUUAUUUAAAACUCAAAGUGAUGUAUACAAUAUAAGUGAAUAAUUAGUUUACCAAAACCGCUAUCAGCCAAAAAUCAAGAUCUUAAGGAAGAUUUAUGAAUAUUCAGAAUCAUGAGAAAUUUUAAUUUAGUGUUCCUUAAACUGCAAAACCAAAUUUACUAAGAAGUUAAUUAUCUACAGCACCUUAAUUGAGAGUUGGAACUAAUUAUGGAAUGAAAGUAUUUGAAUCUUAUGUAUUCUUAUUUAGAACCAUCAAAAAGUCGAGAUCCAACCUUUACUCGGAAAAUCACUGAUUAAAUAAUGA
Molecule: messenger RNA, 1782 nt
Organism: Paramecium octaurelia
Lineage: Eukaryota; Ciliophora; Oligohymenophorea; Peniculida; Parameciidae
Source: the annotation of a GenBank genome assembly